Messenger RNA from Capsella rubella, 949 nucleotides. RefSeq names its product myosin IB heavy chain. NCBI's taxonomy places the organism in Eukaryota, Viridiplantae, Streptophyta, Magnoliopsida, Brassicales, Brassicaceae. Gene Ontology annotation, molecular function: cytoskeletal motor activity. The transcript has 4 exons. The coding region runs from base 59 to 700 and encodes 213 amino acids. The record is from RefSeq and is a predicted model, not a curated record. Gene Ontology annotation, cellular component: myosin complex.
CUGAUAAAAAGAGUAAACCGAUUCCGAUAUCGAUUCCGAGUCAUCGCCGCCGUGAGGGAUGGACCGGUCUAAGGUGCAAAGGCGGCCGAAGUACGAUGGUGACGAAUCUCCUCCGCCUGAUUUUGAUGGCGGAGAUGAAGAUCAUGGUGCGGUGGAAGUAAGCGGAGGAGAUCAGACGCCUUUCGCUGGUGGUAAAGUAAGGAGGAAAGCGUCUCGCUAUAGAGAGCAUCGUGGUGAUUAUCUCCACGUCUCCUCGCGUCCUGGAUUGAUGCGGAUUCUGGAGAAACAAGGCGACACGUCGAUUCUUUUUGCUGAUAAAGUUUUGAAGUUCACUGGCUCCGGGAAGAUGAAAAGGCGUAUCUUUAUACUCACUGACUUUGCUAUCUAUCUAAUUGAUCCUGAGACUGAAGCUAUGACCAGGAGAAUAGCCCUGGCAGCAGUAGAGAAGAUGUGUUUGAGCAAAUUGAGCGAUAACUUCUUCGCUAUCAUUAUUCCCACGGAAUAUGAUCUAUUCAUGGCCAGCACUAGAAAGACUGAACUUGUUCAGGUUAUGGUAGAUGUGACCAAAAGUGCAUCUGACUAUGAACUUGAAGUGCUUCUUUCUAACAGAUUUGAGUACAAUGCUUCGGCCUCAUUAGUAAAGGAAGUUUCUUUUGAGGAAUCUGAAGGGGGUAUCAAGACCAAAUUUUUGUGGAAGUGACUACAUCUCAACUUUCCUCGCUGUUCAUAGACUUUGAGGGACCACGAGUAAGACCUGUUUCGACUUUCAAAUGUGAAUGGAUUCUUUCCUGUUGGCUACUAAAAGAUGAAAUCAGGGUGGUAUGUGUUGUUUAUUAUAUUCUGUUUCAUCUUGUUUUCUCUUCUUCCCUAGAAAGAACUAUGUACCUUUUCUAAUAUGAAGAAGUUUGUUUAUCUAAAUUCAUGUGUGAACUGAGUUCCUUUUCGGGUC